AUGCCUGCGCCUGCUUUUAGUGAAGACGCUCUCAAUCGUUUCCGUAUCACCCAUUCUGAUCGCGACAUCCGUCCUUUAGUCAAACGUCUACAUCGUCUACCUCUCCUCCCUACUCAACCCUCAGACGAUCCUGCGGGGGAGUCGGAAAAUACGCAACAGGAGAAAGAGCUAUUACAUCUUGAAGUCCUCAAAUGGCGAGCUACCAUAGAAAGGUUGAUGGGAAGUGUUGCCAAUCUAGAACGACAGAAACAACUGUAUGAAAAAAGGACUGAUGAGACCGCGAGAAAGACAGAAGAGUUGAAAGCUAUCUUGGAGCAAGAAAAACAACUUUUACAAGAAAAACAAUUGGAGAGAGAUAGACAAAUCAAAUGUGAUCAAAUUGCUACCCGUAUCAAAGCUCGAGGUAAAGGUCGACAAGAGCUUUUAGACCGAAUAUCGGAUGUUCAAAAACAAGUUGAAGAUCAUCGAGCCUCUCAUACUAUAUACCUCCAAACUACCCAAUCUCGAAUCGAGACUUUCUCACGUAUCAUCUCACUCGUAGAAGAAUGUCGUUCAUUGAAACUACCUAUCGAACCUCCUGUUCUCAUAACGGAAGAAUCAGAACCAAUGGAAGUUGAUGAACCUCCUCCUGUUCCUUCCACCACACCAGCAGCUUCAAGUUCACAAGCAAGAUUGAGCGGUGCGGCAUUACCUUUUCAACCUGUUUCAUUUCCAGCAAUCCCACCAGCACCAACAACAAAUGGGAGUAGUAAUGGUGGUACGAUGAAACCUCCUCCUAUCUCACAUGGUCUACCCACUCGACCGAAAGUGACGACGAGCACUUCGACACCGAGAGUUACCAGAGUGGUUUCUAACAGUUUACCUAGUAAACCUAGUGGGUUGAGAAGUAUGAGUCAGACGAGUGGAGUAGGGUUAGAAGAAGGUGAGGUGGAACAUGAGGAUGGUGAAGUGGCGGAGGAUAAAGGUAGAUGUCAACCCCUAGACAAGCCCACAAAACCUCUUUCCCGAUUGACCCCUCGGGAACUGACAGCAUCUAUAAAUCCAUCCCCCAACACUCGCUUGCUCAUCACACUAUCUUUCCCAAUCUUCUUCCUCUUGGCAAUACCAUUCUGGUGGUAUUCAACCUCGAUAAUAAAAUUACCUCUACCUUCUUCCAGAAUAGCAUCUUUGGAGACGUCUUCAUUUCCUCGUUUGAGAACUAAAAUCCUUCUGACGGGAGACGAAGAUGCUUUCCCAAAACCACCACCAGGGAAAGCGCAAUAUGAUCUGGACGAUAUCUUGGAAGCGAUUGCUAAAGAAGUGACUGAUGGUGUGGAUGGGAUAUACGCUUCUCGUCGACCGAAAGAAGAUAGGUAUUGGGAUUUGGUAUGGAAAGAUGAUCUUGAAAGACCGAUAGACCUCAAAAUCCAUAUUCGUCUUUGGCAACAUGCCAAUUCCAGCUGGCCUUUGGAACCUUAUGUACAAGCCUCGGAGAAGGGACUCAUGACGAGUGGUAUACCCGGAGGAACUUUGGUCAUACCUUUCCAUCCUGAUCAUGUGGGGCAUAAAUACCAACGGCAACACCUAAAGAUCGCACUUAUCAACACUAUACUAUCACUCUUCCCCUCUACUCCCACCGAUCUUCCCCUCCGCGCUCUCAAAUAUUCUCCCAAUAUCACACUAUCCUUCGUGCUCCUCAAUGAAGACUCUUCUGAAGGUUCUUACGUUCGUUCAUGGGAGAUCGAUUCUGCCAUUCGUGAACACUUCGUUCCACAUCUGGAACCAUUGAAAGACGUCUUUCAGCUCAAAAUCGAAUCACAAAUUCUAUACCACGCACCUCUGGCUUUCGAACCUCAAUUCGCUCCUCUUCCCGGUUCAUCGGAAAAAGCUGCAGACGCCAUCAAAGUCCUCGAAGGCAAUGUCGACCUUACGCUUGAUCUCAUAGAGGUUGAAGAGAGGGCCAAAGAGGCUAUCGAAGAGGAAAAGGGAGCUUGGUUAUUAGGAGAAGACGAGUUGAAGGUGUUUGUCAAUUCCGAGUCCUGGAAUCUAGAUUCUGGUAGUUCAAAUGAUCCAGUUUUACGAUUUUUACUUUUCGUACCUUCUUCAAAACAUCGUCCUAUGAAAAUCUCUCUUCCAGAUUCAGCACCUUCCUUUUUGUUACCUCAAUACGGUGCUGUGGUAAUUCUUAAUCCUCCUCCGACAAUCGAAUCGUCAUCCUCCGUAGGACAUCGUGAUGUAUCGGAAAUCGAGGCAUAUCAUCUUCCUCUUGACGCUUUGACUCCUUCAUUUCAUCUCUUCACUCAACAUCUAUAUUCUCUUCUUGCCCUUCCUUCAUUACCACAAAGUAUUCACCCAUCACCUCCACCUUCAUCAUUGCUGCCUCCCUCGCAGCUCGUACAACCUUUGUCAUCCUGGCAGGUACAUCAGAUUCUCCGACAGAGAGCGACGGAAAACAGCUUGGAGGCUAGGAAGACUUUGAGUGGGAUUGUAAGACUUGUGGGCAAGAUAAAAGAAAUGAAAGUGGGUUCAGGGGUGAGAGAUAAGGUCGUGAGCUCUGUGGAGAUGUUGGAGAAGUUGAAUACUACUACCGAUCCCAAAGAGGCUUUCUUACUGUCUCGAGAUGCUGUAGGAUUGGCCAAUGCUGCUUUCUUCGAUCCUUCCAUGAUGGGUCUACUAUACUUCCCGGACGAACACAAACUCGCAGUUUACACUCCCCUAUUUGCACCAAUCGCCAUACCUCUCAUCGUCGGUCUCAUCAAAGAGCUCAAAGCUUGGUUGAAAAGACGGCGAGGUUCUACACCAAACAUCCCGAAAGACGCCUCUUCUCCGACUGAUCAUCUAUCAGCAUCCAACAACACCGAAUCGGAAGUCAAUCUCACCAUGUAG
Molecule: messenger RNA, 2865 nt
Organism: Tremella mesenterica DSM 1558
Lineage: Eukaryota; Fungi; Basidiomycota; Tremellomycetes; Tremellales; Tremellaceae
Exons: 12
Coding region: 1-2865 (954 amino acids)
Biological process (GO): mRNA processing; attachment of GPI anchor to protein
Cellular component (GO): GPI-anchor transamidase complex; THO complex part of transcription export complex
Source: RefSeq, a predicted model, not a curated record